Balaenoptera musculus (blue whale) is the source of this 4581-nucleotide messenger RNA. RefSeq names its product nucleotide binding oligomerization domain containing 2 (gene NOD2). Gene Ontology annotation, molecular function: protein binding. Gene Ontology annotation, cellular component: cytosol. Lineage: Eukaryota; Metazoa; Chordata; Mammalia; Artiodactyla; Balaenopteridae. The transcript is spliced from 12 exons. The coding region runs from base 350 to 3391 and encodes 1013 amino acids. Gene Ontology annotation, biological process: response to muramyl dipeptide; positive regulation of canonical NF-kappaB signal transduction; defense response to bacterium. The record is from RefSeq and is a predicted model, not a curated record.
GAAGGGAGUUAGACGCAUAAACAACCAAUAGGAAAUACACAGACUUUCCAAGACCCUUGGCAUCUGCUCCUUUGAGUACCCUGGAAUGUCCCUUUUUUGUAGAAAGAAGCUGGCGUUCCUCUUCUUUUUUCAUGCCUACCUCCUUUCACUUUCAUUUUCUGUGGGCACUGCCCCAGCUUACGGCCCUGGAUUCUGUGACUGUCGCAGAAGGGACCCUGCUGAGAGAUUUUCUCUCCCGCAUGGGGACACUCCCAGGGCCUGAAGCUCCGUGAGAUCGCUUCCCCACAGAUUCCCAGGACCCAGAGUCUGAAGGCUGAGCCCAGAGCAAGCCAUUGACAGAGAUUGUGAAAUGUACACGCAGGACGACUUCCAGGCACAGAGGAGCCAGCUGGUGGAGCUGCUGGUCUCGGGGUCCCUGGAGGGCUUUGAGAGCGUUCUGGACUGGCUGCUUUCCUGGGAAGUCCUCUCCUGGGAGGACUACGAGGGGCUCAGCCUCUUGGGCCAGCCUGUCUCCCACUUGGCCAGGCGCCUCCUGGACACUGUCUGGAAUAAGGGUGCUUGGGGCUGUGAACUACUCACUGCGGCUGUGCAGGAGACCCAGGCUGACAGACAGCCCCCCGAGCUUCCCGGCUGCUGGGAGCCCCACUCACCCCACCCAGCCCGUGACCUGCAGAGUCACCGGCCAGCCAUCGUCAGGAGACUCUACGGCCACGUGGAGGGCGUGCUGGACCUGACACAGGCGCGGGGUUUCAUCAGCCAGUACGAAUGUGAUGAAAUCAGGCGGCCCAUCUUCACGUCAUCCCAGCGGGCAAGAAGGCUCCUCGAUCUUGCCACAGUGAAGGCGAAUGGGUUGGCUGCCUUCCUUCUACAAUGUGUUCAGGAAUUACCUGUCCCGUUGGCCCUGCCUUUUGAAGAUGCCGCCUGUAAGAGGUACAUGUCCAAGCUGAGGACCACGGUAUUGGCUCAGUCUCGCUUCCUGAGCACCUACGAUGGGACAGAGAACCUUUGCCUGGAGGAAAUAUAUACAGAGAAUGCUCUAGAGAUCCGGAUGGAGGCGGACAUGGCUGGACCUCUGCAGCAGAGCCCCGCCACCCUGGGCCUGGAGGAGCUUUUCAGCACCCGCGGCCACCUCAACGAAGACGCGGACACUGUGCUGGUGGUGGGCGAGGCGGGCAGCGGCAAGAGCACGCUUCUGCAGCAACUGCACCUGCUCUGGGCUUCAGGGAGGGCCUUCCAGGAGUUUAUCUUCGUCUUCCCAUUCAGCUGCCGACAGCUGCAGUGCCUGGCGAAACCGCUGUCGGUGUGGACACUGCUCUUUGAACACUGCUGUUGGCCCGACCUUGGCCAGCAGGAUGUCUUCCAGGUCCUCCUCGACCACCCCGAGCGCAUCCUCUUAACCUUCGACGGCUUUGACGAGUUCAAGUUCAGGUUCAUGGAUCGAGAACGUCACUGCUGUCCGACCGCCCCCACGUCUGUCCAGAGUCUGCUCUUCAACCUUCUGCAGGGCAACCUGCUAAAGAAUGCCCGCAAGGUGUUGACCAGCCGUCCGGACGCGGUGUCGGCGAGCCUCAGGAAACAUGUGCGCACGGAGCUCAGCCUCAAGGGCUUCUCGGAAGAGGGCAUCGAACUGUACCUGAGGAGGCGCCAUCGCGAGCCUGGGGUGGCCGACCGCCUCAUCCGCCUGCUCAGAGCCACCUCGGCCCUGCACAGUCUGUGCCACCUGCCCGUCUUCUCCUGGAUGGUGUCCAAAUGCCACCAGGAACUGUUGCUGCAGGGCGGGGGGUCCCCGAAGACCACCACAGAUAUGUACCUCCUGAUCCUGCAGCACUUUCUGCUGCAUGCCUCCCCGCCGGACUCAGCGGCCCAUGGUCUGGGAGCUGGCCUGCUUCGGGGCCGGUUCCCCACCCUCCUGCGCCUCGGCCGCCUGGCUCUGUGGGGCCUGGGCACGUGCUGCUACGUGUUUUCCACCAAGCAGCUGCAGGCAGCACACGUCGACAGUGAGGACGUUUCUCUUGGCUUCCUGGUGCGUGCCAAGAGGGUCGUGCCUGGGAGCACAGCCCCCCUGGAAUUCCUGCACGUCACUUUCCAGUGCUUCUUUGCUGCGUUCUACCUCGCUCUCAGUGCCGACACGCCGCCAUCCUCGCUCAGACACCUCUUCAACGGUCACGGGCCUGGCUGCUCGCCGCUGGCCAGGGUGCUGCCCAAACUGUGCGUGCGGGGUUCCGGGUGCAAAGAAGGCAGCGUGGCCGCUCUGCUGCAGGGGGCCGAGCUGCACAACCUCCAGAUCACAGCGGCCUUCCUGGCGGGGCUGUUGUCCCAGGAGCGCCAGGGCCUGCUGGCCGAGUGCCAGGUGUCUGAGAAGGCCCUGCUCUGCCGCCAGGCCUGCACCCGGCAGUGUCUGGCCCGCAGCCUCCGCAAGCACUUUCGUUCCAUCCCACCAGCCGUGCCGGGCGAGGCCAAGAGCAUGCAUGCCAUGCCCAGCUUCAUCUGGCUCGUCCGGAGCCUGUAUGAGAUGCAGGAGGAGCGGCUGGCGUGGGAGGCUGUGCGUAGGCUGGACGUCGGGCAUCUCAAGCUGACAUUCUGCAGCGUGGGCCCGGCCGAGUGUGCUGCCCUGGCCUUUGUGCUGCGGCACCUCCGGCAGCCUGUGGCCCUGCAGCUGGACCACAACUCUGUGGGCGAUAUCGGCGUGGAGCAGCUGCUGCCUUGCCUCGGCGUCUGCAAGGCUCUGUACUUGCGAGAUAACAACGUCUCAGACCGAGGCAUCUGCAAGCUCACUGAACAUGCCCUUCGCUGUGAGCGGCUGCAGAAGUUAGCUCUUUUCAACAACAAAUUGACCGACGGCUGUGCGCACUCCAUGGCCAAGCUCCUUGCAUGCAAGCAGAAUUUCUUGGCUUUGAGGCUGGGGAACAACCACAUCACGGCCGCGGGAGCCGAGGUGCUGGCCCAGGGGCUCAGAGCCAACACCUCCCUGCAGUUCCUGGGGUUCUGGGGCAACAAGGUGGGUGACAGAGGAGCCCAGGCCUUGGCUGAAGCCUUGGGUGAUCACCAGAGCUUGAGGUGGCUCAGCCUGGUGGGGAACAACAUUGGCAGUGUGGGCGCUCAAGCCUUAGCAUUGAUGUUGGAAAAGAACGUGGCCCUGGAAGAACUCUGCCUGGAGGAGAACCACGUCCAGGAUGAAGGUGUGUGCUGUCUCGCGAAAGGACUUGAGAAAAACUCAAGUUUGAAAGUCCUGAAGCUGUCUAACAACCGCAUCACCUCCCUUGGGGCAGAAGCCCUCCUGCAGGCCCUGGAAAAGAAUGACACCAUCCUGGAAGUCUGGCUCCGAGGAAACACUUUCUCUCCGGAGGAAAUUGAGAAGCUCAGCCACAGGGACACCAGACUCUUGCUUUGAUGUCUCUAGGUCAACGUUCAUCUCGGUUUGUUUGGGAGCAGGCCGUGGGUUUGGAUCCCAGAAACGGGAUGACAUCUGACAGCAGUCCACUCAGAUGGCACCUGGUCCUGCCCAGGGCCAACCCAAUAGGUCACCUUUGUUCUGGCAGAGGAAGGCGCAUCAGGGCCCUGCAGAGGAGACUUUCCCAAAGCCUAUUUUUGCUGUCAAGUUCUUCCCAAGAUUCAGUCCUGGGAUGUAGAAGAGGGGCGGCCCCCCUCUACAUGAUGGGGCUGGUCUCCGGCCAACCUGACAUAGGUCAGUGGAGCCACGAUGCCACUGCGUGCUUACUGGUGCAGAGAGCUCCACGUGAGGAGGGGUAUUCAGGACGCAACUUUCUGCUGUGUCUCAACUCAUGGUCACCCAUUAGGUUGUUCUCUACGUCUGGUUCCUCCACUCAUCCUGGACCCCUGUACCUGGCACUUCCUCUGUGAUUGAGGAUUCAGAAUACUGGCGUUCUCAUCUUUGCUCCUUCCGUUACACCCCAGCCCUCCUCCCGCCCUCCCAUCCCCCUCAACACCCCACACAUCCUGGAUGGGAAGGGCUUUAAUUUACCCUGCUCUCCUUCUGGUACUUAAAGACAUUUUUGAAAGGGGACACAUGACAGCCAUGUGUUUCCAAGACAUUCUAGAUUUUCAAGAAAAUAAUGACCACACUACAGCUGGUAUCACAUCUGGACCUUUAUUUCCAGUGAAGCAUUACUCUUCAGUUAAACCUUUGGAAACCACUCCCCAUCCAGAUGCAGCUUUUUAAAAUUAAUCUGGGCCAGAAUUUUGAACAGCCCCACUCUGAUGCCUGUGAACUGAACUCUGGCAGCCGACUUCCAAAAUAUAUUCAUAAGAGACGGUUCAGUUUUAUUUGUGCCAGAAUGCUUUAGGAUAUAAAGUUAUGGAUCAAAAGUUUACAGAGCAAAAUCAAAGGCCCCUCCUUAUAAAGCAAAUGUUUUUUCUGAAUUUUUCAAAAUGAUGCAUGUUGAAGCUUUUCUAAACUGUCAGGUGCUGUGCAAGUGUUAUUAUUUUAAACACUGUUAUCUGUGAAAAACUGGUUAAUAUUUAUAAACCACUUUGUUUUUUUCUCCCAAGUUUAUGUUUUUAUAAAAAAAUAGGGCCAUGAAUCUUGUGCCGCACAUAAUCACAGAGGAGAAAACUACUGAG